Messenger RNA from Psilocybe cubensis, 336 nucleotides. RefSeq lists its product as uncharacterized. Bases 1 to 336 code for a protein of 111 amino acids. The record is from RefSeq and is a predicted model, not a curated record. The transcript has 4 exons. Lineage: Eukaryota; Fungi; Basidiomycota; Agaricomycetes; Agaricales; Agrocybaceae.
AUGACGAAGUUCGAUGCUUUACCAGGAUACUACAAAUUUAUUUUCCUGUACUUUGAACCCAUCUCCGAGAUUGGCCCAUUUGUUACAUCGUUCAUGUGGGGACCGAGCUGGUUUUAUAACGAGCUAGUACCGCCCACUGGCCCUCCACCGGACUCCAUGGACCCAAGAGCAACCAUUGCUGUUUGGCAACUCACUAUUUGUUAUCUCCUUAUGUGUAUUAUGACUUCCCUCGGAUAUCGGGCGGUGCGCGACACCUUAAGCAACAAUCCUGCCGGUCAAGAAAAGCUGAUGGGCGUUUUUCUUGGGUCGCUGGCUCUUGCAGACGUAACUCAGUAA